Messenger RNA from Naegleria gruberi, 1737 nucleotides. RefSeq lists its product as uncharacterized. Gene Ontology annotation, biological process: regulation of DNA-templated transcription. The transcript has a single exon. Gene Ontology annotation, molecular function: DNA-binding transcription factor activity, RNA polymerase II-specific; zinc ion binding. The coding region runs from base 1 to 1737 and encodes 578 amino acids. Lineage: Eukaryota; Heterolobosea; Eutetramitea; Acrasida; Naegleriidae. The record is from RefSeq and is a predicted model, not a curated record.
AUGCAACAACCAUUAUCCUCACCAUCACCAGGCACAAUAGAUGAAGAAAAACCACAAUUCCAUCCAAUAGCAUGCAAUAAUUGUAAACGUCUUCAUAAAUGUUGCGAUCGGGCAUUGCCAUCAUGUAGUGGAUGUAAAUGGAGGAAGGUUGAAUGUGUUUAUGAAGAGGCAAAGAAGGGAGCCUCUAGGAUUCGGAAGAAGAAGAAAUCAAAUAAUGAUGGAAAGAUUACAUUCCAGAUGGAAAAUUCAUCGUUCAAUGAAACUUGUAAUAAUUUAAUUUCGAUUAAUAAUUUGACAAUUAAUUCAGGAAGUAUUAUUACAAAUUCUUCUAUUGGUGGUAAUGGAAGUAAUAUUAGUGCUGGAGUUGGAGUUGGAGGAAAUCUUUAUCAGACAAUUAAUGAGUUUGCAGAGAUGAGGAAAUAUUUGGAUAUUUAUGAAGAAAUGAUGUCUGAGAUUUGGGUUAUUAAUCCGAAGGAAUUGGAAACUUAUUUAUUGAGUAAGGAUGAUUCAUUACCGAAUUGUAAAGAGGUCAAGGCCAUGUUUAUGGCUAUUAAGGCACAAAUUGAGCAGGAAACUCUUGCAUCACCAACAGCAGAUGAAUCAGCACGUAAAGCCAGAGAUGCUCUCAGCAAGAUUUUCGAUGAACACUCUAAUUUUUAUGUAGCAAGUGCCUAUGCAUACUUGGCAUGUUAUGAAAUUGGAUGUGGAAAAUUGAAAACUGCUAGAUUUUACCUUAAAUUUGUUGAAUUUUAUUUAGAUGAAAACCCAAUUGACGAUUUAAAAGCAACAAAGUAUCAGAUAAAUUUGAAAAAAUUCAAGCAAGUUCUUACCUGUGAAGCCAAGAGUGAGAAUACGGCUAUGGGAAUGCUAAAAGAUUGGCAUGAAAUUGCUGAAAAACAUAUUGGCGUCAAGUUCCCAAAGGAGUGGAGUAUGAUUUUGGACCAGAAAUUAACAGAGAGUACCUAUGUGAUUUUCAUUCAAAUGUUGGAUGCUGUAAUUAGUAUUUGUAAAGGAAUGAUGAUGAAGAAUCAGAGGGUUUCUGGAACUCUUAAUGAUAUUGCAGAAAUUGUUGGAAAUGGACUCAAGAUUAGAAUUUAUACUGAAAUGAAUAGAGGAAAGGAUAAAAUUGAAGAAUGCGCUUUGAAAAUAACCACCACAACUGAAUCAGGCCAAUUAUCAUUUUCUCCUUCCUUUUUGAUUGCUCCAAUUGCUGCUGCUUGUAAAAUCCAUUUGCAAAUUGUUAAACUCAUUGAAAAGGGAGAUCGCAAGAAUUGUGACGUUUCUUCUCCUCUAGGUGCCAUUGAUUACUAUCAGGUGCUUUCAAAAGAUUUGAGAGCUCUUCAAAUUCUCUCUAAACGAUACAAGGGUGUUCAACUCUUCCACCACAAUAUGAUUAAGGAAAUUGAAACAAUAAUUGAGAGGAAACAAUUCUAUAACGCCCUCAAUGAAUGCAUUACCAAUCAGAGCUUUUCUCCCCCAACUGUGGAUUUAUCAAAAAUUGAAUCUGCCAAUGAGUUUUUCCAAUACAUCUCCAAUCUUAAUGACCUGACUCCAACAACAGAAAGGGAGGAUGAAAAUCUAGUUCAACACCGAAUGAAGGAAUAUGAAGAAAGUUUAAACAGCUUUUUGGAUAGUUUCUCAGCUGGCUCGGAAGUGGAAACAGAUUUGGAACCCUUCUUGGAUUCGACUGAAAUACAAGAACUAUUCAACAUGAAUUACGGAUUAUCUUCCAAGUAG